Molecule: messenger RNA, 4017 nt
Organism: Gasterosteus aculeatus aculeatus (three-spined stickleback)
Lineage: Eukaryota; Metazoa; Chordata; Actinopteri; Perciformes; Gasterosteidae
Source: RefSeq, a predicted model, not a curated record
GAGGCUUUUUAAAGGAGCAGGCAGCAGCGCAACCGGAGGCUUUCUGAUUCAGACUCACCGCACUUCCUCCAUCUCUCCAUCCGGCGCGGCAGCGGAGACGCACCGGGAGCGGCCAGAUGUGAAGAUGAGGCAUUGGGCGUCGACUGACCUGCAUAUCAACAGACUGACGUAUGAGCAUAGACUACAAAAUGACAUUGCCCAGACAUCUGUGGAAGGACAAGAAGGAGAAAGUGCCGGGGGGCUGUUCAAUCUACAGUGACAGAGAUUCACAUCAGAUCUUCCAUGAUGCACAGUCUGUUCUUCAGUUUGUUGGUCCCCAGUGUAUAUUUUGCACUGUGCAAGUGGAGGCUUCUGUAGGGCAUCUACAUCAAAAGCAUAUAAGGGAUGCUGUUUAUUUUGAAGAUGGAGAUACAGAGAAAUUUGUGGUGUCGUGGCUUAUCGCGUAUUGCCAGGACACAAAUCAAAGACAUAGAUGCCACAAUCAUUGUCCAUUCUGCAACUACAGAGUGUUUGCCAGAACUGCAACCUUCAGGAGACAUCUUCAACAUAUAUGUUGAUAUAUUUGAUUUUUUUUUUUUUCUGUCUUGACAAAAACGACAACUGGUGCCGGUUUGAACGUACUAUGGUGAGCUUUGACUCAGUGGGGGAUCAAUGGCAUUGUCCUUGUCGGGAGAGGGGACAAUCACACCGCUGUGUCCAUCACAUGGCCAUGUGGUGGAUCUUUCAGGAGUAUCCAAAUCUUCUCAGUAACUGUGAUACCCAGCCAGAGGACAUUGAAGACAUGGAAAGUGAGCUCCUUGACCCCGAACUGCCAUGUUCAUCAUACAAUGUCAAUGACCAAAAAGUCCUCGUUAUGACAGAGUACUUGGCCAAAUCUAAGAAGAUACCUGCAUUGCAUAACAUCUCCAUUGAACUGCGCACAAAAGAAAAACCACCACCAAAGAGCUUCAUUCCAAGUGAGCUUAAUUGUCCAUAUUGCCCUGGACCAACGCCCCCAGGUCUGAUAGAGGAAACAAUAACAACACCAGCCACUGUUUAUGGAUAUACCUACAUUGAAAAAGGUGUCUCUGUUGCCAUAAAUAAGUGCCCUGUCUGCGGAAAUCAUGUUCGUUUCCAAGACAACACAUCCGGGUUCCACAAUUUCAACAACAGGGUGUUGCUUACUCUUCCGCUAUGUGCACUCCUGCUCUCUGCUUUGGCUAACAAGACCGCCUGUGGAUGCAUGUUGGACACCAUACAUCUUUUUAAUAGAAACACAUACCACCACCAGACAGUACGCAAAGCGUUCCAUCACUUCCUUUCCCUCAUGGACUUUGAAUUUAAGUUCUCCUGUCACCAAUGUGGCCAUAACCCUCCAGUUAUUAUUGCUGAUGCCAACUGGAAAGUUGCUUUUGAUGUGCCAGGUAAAUGUGUACAUUUGUACAAGUACAUUUUAUGACAUUUAAGUCAAAAGGCCGGACCUGGACACAGUGACGGACACAGACCUCAAUAUUGAUAUUGAGAGGACAUGGGCAGACCUGGACAAGGCGAUGAUUGCUGAGGGCUUCACGCCGGGAACCACCACAAUAAACCCUUACAGGUCCUUGCUUUCGUAUUCCACGUUGGCUCCAUGGAUGGGAAAGGACACGCGCGCUGGAAACACACUCCCAAAGACAGAGGUGAAAAAAGGGUUAAAGAAAAGGUCCGGUGAAACAAAGGUGUCAAACCAAAAGGUGGAUGAAGACAUCAUACAUGCACUUCUUGAGUCUAAAAAGCCACAAAAGAAAGAACUACAAGAUGCCUGUGCAGCACUCGGUGUCACUUCCGAGGGCUCCAUCAGCGAUCUUAUCAGCCGACUGGAAGAGCUGCUGAAUUUCAAGGAGCUUUAUCCAAAGCUUUUUGUAAAACUUCAAACAACAGGAGGUGGUGUGUUACACUUUUCCUGUACACCUAGAGAAGCUUUAACAGUUUUCCAACUGUUUACAUCUCCGAUGUGGCGGGCCAGGUUUCACGCCACAUGAACAAUAGAACCCAACAGAAGUUCUUUCAGCCCCAUGAUGGUCGGCUUUGUGAACCAUCACAGUCAGACAUCAAUGCAGCAAGGGAAAAGAAACUUGAACUGGUCCUGGAGUGGAUCGGAAAUCUCAGGUCUCCGGGGGCACCACUGAAACCGGUCCGGAGCCAACAAGUUCACUGCAUUACAUCCAAUUACCCAAACAAUUGAGAGGUAUGCCCUCUAUGACCGGUUCCACCAGAAAAACCAACGCAGAGCAGAAGAAAAACUAAGGAGUUUAAACAUAUGCCCUGCUCUUCGACUACUUUUUACCUACUUUUUUGUAGUCAAGCAAACAGCCACUGGACAACAUUUUGAAACAAAGUCAGCCAUGGACCAGAGAAAGACAUUCUUAGCCCAGAGGUACAUCAUUGAUGAUACUGCCAAGGAGAAGUUAAGGAAACUUUUCACAGGCUCACAUGAUGAAAGGCAGGUGUUGACCAACAUUAAGCAAAGAUAUCCGUUAUCCAUACGGGACAUCAACAGUGUCUGUCCUCUGAAGCUGUUAGGCGAAUCAGCAUGGGUUAUGCCAUGGCUCACUGAUGAUGCAGUCAACUUUCGUGUGGCACAGCUUGCCAUGGACAAUUCAAAGAAGUCCCUAUAUAUCACUCAUUAAAGACCAGGACCGGUUUGGAGGAGGAGGACUUUGAUCUUCUCAAAAAUGUCUUUCGGAAGAAGGGUGGGCUGCAAGGCUGGAGUGUAACAUACCCUGUCCAGUGGAUUCAGAAAGACUGUGGGGUUUUUGUCUGCUCAGCUGCUGAGAAUGAAUUAACCAAAACAAAUGUCGAUGAAGAGUCACUGACGCGGACCCAAUGCCGGACUCUGCGGCAAUACCAUGCAGCAAAGAUGAUGAAAGAUAUCCCAGAGACGGCUUUCCCUCUCACCAAGAGUCAGUUAGAGGAAAUACAAAAAGAAGAGGCCAAGCUCACACAAGCUGAAAAAAAACAAACGGAAUCCAACUGCCAUUGCCUUGCAUGGGGCAUAAGUGCCUGCAUUUUUCAGCGUGUCGUGGGGACAAGCAUGUGUCUCCACCAAAACCUGAGAGAUUACAAAUGGCUGGAGUGCGAGCAAUGCAAGAAAUGGAUACAUUUCCAAUGUGCUGGGGUCAAUGGAGAGUGGACUGACAAACACUUUGAUUGUGGCUGCAGUAAAGUUGUCCAGCCAAUUGUUAAGGAAAGCUUGGAAUCAAUUGAGGUGGACAACAUGCUGACUGACCAGGAAAUAAAGGAUACGGACCAAAAUCUAAAAAAUGGCAAGAUUCUGUCCAACAGAGUCUAUCUCCACCUCAACAAGGGUUUUUUAUCCUGGACAUAAGACAGGAACAGAAGUUGAGCAGAAGAUGUACCUGGAAGAAGUAAUUCUGCCAGAGUGAAGCAGAUAGCCCAACCAGCCGCACUGCAGGCACAGAUGAGAAAGACCAACAGAAUGAGGGCAAAAUGAAAAUGCUUGAGCACACCUUGUUGGCAGCAAAGUGGUUGCAGACAAAAGAAUUUAAGGGGAAGGUAACCUUGCCUGAAAUUACCAACAUGGACAGAGGCAACCAGCUACGAGCAUUGCAAGACCACAAGAACUCCAUGGAUGAAAAUGAGGACGACGCAGACGCACCGAUAAAUGUCUUUGUCGUGAAAUUCCAGUACAAAAGUGACUACGAAAUGUUUGUGGCACCAUUUAUUGACAAGGGCUACAAAGUCAAUGCUUUGUUCAAAGAGUGGGACUAGUUCAGUUUUUAAAAUGCAUUUUCAGGUUGUUUUUACAUGUUUAUAUUAUUUAUUGUUACUGUUCUUUUUGUUUACAUUUCUUAUUUCAUAUAUAUAUCCUUCCUGACAGUCUCUGCGUCUCAUUUAAUUCUUCUAAUGGUCCCACUUAUGACAACUUCAGCUCUAUUGAUUAGGCAAAUAUUUAUGCUUUCAUGUGUAACUGAAUUUCUGUUCCAAUAGCACUUUUCAUUGAAAACAUAACAGAAUAAAAUAACCUUAAAAAGAGUA